GAAGUGAUAGUGAAGAAAUCGUCUAGACCUAACGCACAUAGUGUUUUGCUGACACAGUAUCAAGAUGUCAAUGACAAUGACCAGGACGGAAGAGGUGACCGUUGUUACGAUGACCAGCAACAACCCCAAAAGUACAUGGCCUUUGCUGUGUCAGAUACUGGGGACACUCUGCUACAGUCCAGCAUGCUCUGUAUCUCACAAGCUCAGAGGGCUUCUUGGAGCAACGCAAUCUGCCCUAGGGACUGCUCAGAUCAUGAUUGGAUUGCUAAACAUCGCCAUUGGAUCAAUAAUGCAUGCACAAUUUUGGUACUAUAGUCCUCUCACCGACACCGGGGCCCCCUUUUGGCUUGGUGCUAUGUUUAUUCUAUUUGGUGUGAUGUGCAUUCUUGCAGAGAAGUGUCCAAGUGCUUGUCUGGUUGUCAUAACUGGGUUGAUGAACUUUGUAAGUGCUGUCUUUGCCUUUACUGCCAUUGUUCUGUAUGCAAUUAAUAUUGCCAGAGAGAGGUUGGAGAUUGCAGAGUAUUACGGAGAUUGUGCACGCUACGAUUACUAUAACAUACGCAGCUCACCAAAAACCCCAUCAGAAUAUUAUGAUAUCUGCAAAACAUAUCGAGCCAAAUCACGGGUCAUAUUGCAAGCAAUGUCCAUCAUAAUGAUCAUCUUUGCAGCUCUACAACUCUGCAUUGCCAUCAGUGCUGGUGUCAUGGCAUUUAAGGCUGUUUGCAAGAGGGAAACAUCUGUGCAGGACCCUGAGCUCAACUCACCUCUUGUCAAUGAAGUCUUGUCUUACCCCACAGUUUAGCAUGACUGUUUCAAGCCACAUUCAUCACUGAAAUGUGAUUCAUCAUGCGUCAUGAAUAUUUUGAUUUUUAGAUCAUCAUUUUAAGAUCAUCUUAUUAAGUACAUAAAGAACUUGAUUAAAAGCCUAGUCACAAAUAUAUGCAGACCUGGUGUGGCCACGCGUUGGACAAAUAAGGGCAGGUUUCAGUUUUUUUGCUCAAUGGUGUUUUAAACCCCCAACGUCUUCUUAAAGGCACCUACUCCUAACGCCUUGAAGACAAUGUUGGGGGCUUAAAAGACCCUAUUGAAGCCCACCAGAUUGCCUGCCUCAGCUAGUUCUAUGCUUAAAUCAGUAGAUGGCACUGCUUAAAACAGACAUUUUCCGCAGGUAGAAAGUGUUCAAGGUUUAAACUUCUGUCAAUAUGGACAUUGUUAGAUCGGUUAGAUUCUCCCCAACUCAAUCAAAAUAGGCUACUGCAUAUUUGUUAAGUACCCUCCAGAAUUAUUGCCACCCUUGGUAAAGAUGACUAAAAAUCUUUUGGUGAUUUAUUGUACUCCCACAAUGAAAACAAUGAGGAAAAAUACACCCUGGAAGGAAAGCAAAUAUAUUCUGAGAAAAAGGAAAA
Molecule: messenger RNA, 1406 nt
Organism: Sardina pilchardus (European sardine)
Lineage: Eukaryota; Metazoa; Chordata; Actinopteri; Clupeiformes; Clupeidae
Product: B-lymphocyte antigen CD20-like
Exons: 7
Coding region: 65-802 (245 amino acids)
Cellular component (GO): membrane
Source: RefSeq, a predicted model, not a curated record